GGAUCCGCCACCAUUCUCCCCGGUGACAAACCGGCGAUUCUUUACACAGGAAUUAACCCUAAAAACCAACAAGUUCAAAACUUGGCUGUCCCUAAGAAUCUCUCUGAUCCAUAUCUUAGAGAAUGGGUGAAAUCCCCAAAGAAUCCUCUCAUGGCUCCCACCCCACAAAACCAUAUCAACUCUAGCUCAUUCCGCGACCCCACCACUGCCUGGCUCGGUCACGAUGGCGAAUGGCGGGUCAUCAUCGGGAGCAAGAUUGACGCUCGUGGACUUGCCAUUAUGUUCCAAAGUAAAGAUUUUGUUAAGUGGGAUCAGGUUGAUCAUCCGCUUCAUUAUGCCGAUGGCACAGGAAUGUGGGAGUGUCCAGAUUUCUUCCCUGUUGCAAAAAAUGGCAAGGCGGGUGUUGACACAAGUGUGAGUGGAAAACAUGUAAAACACGUGCUGAAGGUGAGCUUGGAUGAUACUAAGCAUGAUCAUUACACGGUCGGAACAUAUGAUUUGAAGAAAGAUAUUUAUGUUCCGAAUAAAGGAUCAAUCGAAGGCUACACAGGAUUGAGAUAUGAUUAUGGAAAGUAUUACGCUUCAAAAACAUUUUUUGACAGCCAAAAGAAGAGGAGAGUUUUGUGGGGUUGGGUGAAUGAAUCCUCAAGCGUUGAUGAUGAUAUCAAGAAGGGAUGGUCCGGCGUCCAGGCAAUUCCAAGGGCCGUUUGGCUUGAUGCAUCUGGAAAGCAACUAAUUCAAUGGCCAAUUAUGGAAAUUCAAAAACUUCGAAAAGACAAAGUUAAAUUGGCCAACAAAGUAUUGAAGAAAGGAUCAAUAAUUGCAGUAAAAGGUGUAACAGCGGCACAGGCCGAUGUUGAUGUUUCAUUCAAAGUGAAAAGCUUCAACAAAGCUCAAAGGCUGAAGGCUGAAUGGAAAGACCCACAAUUGGUUUGUAGCCAAAUGGGAGCAGCUGCCAAGGGUGGAGUUGGUCCAUUUGGGCUUCUAGUUUUGGCUUCCAACAACUUAGAAGAGUACACUUCGGUGUUCUUUAGGAUAUUCAAAGGACAAGACAAGUAUGUCGUGCUUAUGUGUAGCGACCAAAGCAGGUCUUCGUUGAACGCUAAUAAUGACAAGACAACGUAUGGAGCAUUCUUGGAUGUAGACCCAGUUCGUGAAAACGUUUCGUUGAGAAGUCUGAUUGAUCACUCAAUUGUGGAAAGCUUUGGAUCGAAAGGGAAGGGUUGCAUCACAGCGAGAGUGUAUCCAAGGUUGGCGAUUGGAGACAAAGCUGGUCUCUAUGCUUUCAACAAUGGAACAGAGAGUGUAACCAUCACAAAACUGAGUGCUUGGAGCAUGAAGAAAGCUCAAAUAAGUUAACCUUUUUUUGGCAACUAAAUAAAUAUAUUCCUUUUACUUUGUUUAUUUUAAUCAAUUUUGUGUUGAAACUGUUUUGGAUUUGACACUAAUUCAUGUGUGAAGGUUGAGAAAUCCACGUGAUUAGUCUGCA
Molecule: messenger RNA, 1489 nt
Organism: Cucurbita pepo subsp. pepo (vegetable marrow)
Lineage: Eukaryota; Viridiplantae; Streptophyta; Magnoliopsida; Cucurbitales; Cucurbitaceae
Product: beta-fructofuranosidase, insoluble isoenzyme CWINV1
Biological process (GO): carbohydrate metabolic process
Molecular function (GO): hydrolase activity, hydrolyzing O-glycosyl compounds
Source: RefSeq, a predicted model, not a curated record